Messenger RNA from Betta splendens (Siamese fighting fish), 2707 nucleotides. Its product is annotated as troponin I, fast skeletal muscle-like. The record is from RefSeq and is a predicted model, not a curated record. The coding region runs from base 2048 to 2566 and encodes 172 amino acids. Gene Ontology annotation, cellular component: troponin complex. Gene Ontology annotation, biological process: muscle contraction. NCBI's taxonomy places the organism in Eukaryota, Metazoa, Chordata, Actinopteri, Anabantiformes, Osphronemidae. The transcript has 6 exons.
UGCAAAUCUUCCCCCUCUGUCACGUUUGAAUGUUCAUGGAAUUGGAAAAGCACAUGCCAUUAAACUUGUAUUUGGAAUAAGGAGACGCUGCUGCGAUGCUUCAUCCCGAGUUGUAACAGCAACGGAGGGUUUGUAGUCGCCCACAGGCGGCGGUGACCUCUGACCUCCCACAGAGAAGCAGGCCGAUGUUUAUUAGUCAGUCAGAGUCUGCUGUGCUGACAUUGAACCACUAGGUGUCAGCAGUGAGCCGUUCAAACUUGCUUCACACUAAAUGAGCCAAAACAGGACUUUUUUUAACACAUAUGUUACAACGUGACUGCAGCAUGAAGUCUACACACGGUGAGUAGCUGUGUUUUCCUCUUUUCAGUUUUCUAUUCUGAGCAUUUCAAAUAUUUUGCUGUUUUGAUAUGAAAUGAGUUUUGUGUUAUUGCUGAGCAUCACUGAAGGAAACGCGUCUGCAAAUGACCGCUGAAGCUUUGUCAGUUACAGAGAAAACCCUGUAGUUAUUGAUAUCGCUGCAUAUUCAAUUAAGAGGAAUAAAACUGAAACUAAAUCCUGAUUGGCGUAAAUCAAAUCAAAUAUUCAGAUUAUCACAAACCGUAUAAGUGUGUAACUUAGUGAAAGCUGUGCAGCCAAUUAAUAAAGAAUUAAAUGAGGCUUCAAAGUUGAUAUUACAUCGUUUCUCUCAGUUUGAGUUUGAAAUGACCUCAAACUUCAGUUUUUCCAGUGACGUCAUGUGGAUGCAGACUUCAAAGGCCGAACUCCAGCGACCUCCUGCUCCUGAAUGAUGUCAUCAGAUGUUUCUCAUUUCUGUAAAGCAGAGUUUAUGGCCACACGCACGCAUGGACGGAGCCGAGCUCAGAGGGCGUCACCCCCCGGUGCUGUGGCUCGCUUUAGCCUGGACCCAGUGUGUUCCUCAGCACCGCCACCGCUGACUCACUGCUGGGAAACAAUUGCUUGACGCCAGCGGUGUCGGUGGGAGUGAUUCUGCUGCUGGAGCUGUUGGGAGUUUGUGCUGGUAUUUCUGGACGCUGCCGGCUCAUUGGUCCACAGCGGCUCUGGGCCGGCGUUUCUGCUGAGUCGGCUCCUUAAAAGCCUUACAUCCGGUUUAAUGUUUACUGUCGGGUCUUUGUCCUGUGGAGGUGAGUCAGCUUCGUUCCCAUUGAGGCUUUAUCUGCAGGUGGGGAGUCGGCUUAUUCUGUGAAAAUGUUUCAACCUGUGUGGAACUAGUUGCUGAUGCUGUUGUGACCUUUGAGCGCUGAGCCUGAGUUCAGGUUUGGAUGAAGAUGAAACCUAAAAAAAAAAUGCUAGGACGUUCAGCCGAGUGGGGAAAUAACUGACUGGUGUUAAAACACUAAUUUGGACUUAGGUUCAGGUGAAACUGACAGAUUUUUUUAUUAUUAUAUAACAUUUGGUCUUUCAAAAAAGUCAGAUUUGAUCAGAUUUCCUUGAGCUUCUGUGUAAAAAGUUAUUUCAUAUGUGACAGUGUUUUAUCAAGAGUCAGUGAUUUCAUUCACAUCAAAUCCUUUAUUCCUGCCACUCGGUGCUUAACCGGUGCUGACCUUAAGUCACAAACUAGUUUUUCAGAAAAGACGAUGAUGUGAUAAAAUCCAGCCUGUUUUUUUGGGGUUGUUGUGAAAGCUGAAUUUUCAGGUUUUGGGCCAUUUUCCGACUCUUUGAAGCCCAAUGACACGCCGCCCGUGGGUGCAGCUGCUGAGCUGCAUUCCUGCUGAUGCUGAAUCGGUGUUAACUGCUCCCGCUUCGUGCUCGGCGCCACCUUUGGAUUCCGUGCUCAGACUUCUCACACUGAGACGUUAAAUUCCAGGCCGACCGUUCUCGGAGCAGGCAACUGUUGGGGCCAAAGGCUCCAGCAUCUGAAGCUGUCCAGAAUUAGCCGCUUUGUGGCCACCGGCAUCGUAACAAAGCCUAUCGUGUUGCCUGCUGCAGGUCAAAGGGCUCUGACGCAGGCGUGAGCGCUUCUCCUGACGUUUAACAGAAGACCAGUGUUUGCUGUGUUUGUACAGAGUGAAGACCUCAAUCUGCCCAGAUGUCUGAGGGAAAGAAAAUGACCUCCAGCCGCCGGCAUCAUCUGAAGAGCAUGAUGCUGCAGAUCGCUGCCGCCUGGAUCGAGCAGGAGAAGAAGGACGUGGAGGAGGCGCGGGAGGCCCACGUCGCUGAGAACUGCCCGGCCCCCGACCUGAGCGGAGACCACGCCGCCCUCAUGGAAGUCUGCAAGAAGCUGCAGGCCGCCAUCGACAAGAUCGACGAGGCUCGAUACGACGCCGAGUCCAAGGUUCAGAAGACGGACAAAGAGAUCGAGGACCUGAAGCUGAAGGUGAUCGAACUGGCCGGAGUGAAGAAGCCGGCGCUGAAGAAGGUGCGCAUGUCGGCCGACGCCAUGCUGCAGGCGCUGCUGGGAGGGAAGCACAAGGUGACCAUGGACCUGAGGGCCAACCUGAAGCAGGUCAAGAAGGAGGUGAAGGAGGAGCCCACAGAGGCCGUGGGCGACUGGCGCAAGAACAUCGAGGACAAGGCCGACAGGAAGAAGAUGUUUGAGACGUCCUAACUUCCUGCAGCCAACGCGGACGCAGGCGGCGGAGAGUCAAAGUGGCAGCAACGUGAGUCUGAGCUGGACUCACAGGGACAGCGUUGGUUUCAGACUAGAGACCUCUGGUUCAAAAAAUAAAUGUUUUGAAUUAAGCAUCGA